Molecule: messenger RNA, 213 nt
Organism: Knipowitschia caucasica
Lineage: Eukaryota; Metazoa; Chordata; Actinopteri; Gobiiformes; Gobiidae
Source: the annotation of a GenBank genome assembly
AUGGCCAGAGUAAUGGAGGUGGGGGGAGCCUGUCUUAUGUUUGUCUCAAGACGUGCUUUGGCCUUUGCGGAGGUGGAAGCCAAAUAUGAGUCCGAGAAGAUGAAGCACCCUGGCCUAUCGUCUGUUCCUGCGCAUGACAGAGUGGCUGAUUUACACAUGGAGAGAGGUGUAAAAAGCACACACGCAGUCUGCUCCUCUCCGUCCACCAGCUAA